AUGGAUGUGGAGGCGCGGAGCCCGCUGAGCCGCCCGGGCGGCCACGACGAGGGGCAGUUCGACCGCGAACUGUUCUCGAACAACAGCAUCACGUGGAAGGAGAAGUACGAAGAGACAAAGGAACUCCUCAGGAGCUACAACCUGUUCUCAGACCACCUCAUCAACUACAGCGUGGACUUUUACUUCAACAAGUUGGGGUUCAACAAGUUCCACUUUGAGGAGACGAGUCCUCACCUCAUAAGCAAAGUAGUGGUGUGCAUCAUAACGGCCAAGAUAAACGAGCAGUAUUCAAGCGACAAGUACUUCCCAACAUUUGAAGAAAAGCACGACAAUGUCAUAUUCAUAAUAACGAGGGUGUUUGCAAAUGAUAACAAGACGAGAUUGAAUUACAAAAUGGAAAAGAAGAUCGAAGAGAAAUACUUCCACUUUAGCGACAUGUCUAAGGAUUGCUACAGGAUGAAGAGCUUCCGAUCGGUUCACUCCGUGUUUGAUAAAGAACACACGUAUGAAGAGCCCCUCCGCACGUACAUCUUAGAACUCCCAACGUACAGCGAAGAUAUUAUUAGUGAAAAUGAAACGGACUUGGAAAAACUGAUGGAUGUUAAUUUUUACAGCUACAUUAAGGGGAGCAAGAGGGAGAAAAUCUACUACGAGCUGAACAAGGCAGUGCUGUACGAUUUGACGGGACAGUUCAUCCAGACGCAUUACUACACCACGUCGGUGGACACCUUCUCUUUAACCAUUGCUGUGAAAAGGAGUAACGUCAUAUCGUCGAUCUUUUCCCUCAUUGGAGAUUGCUUAAAUAUGCACAGGUGCUUCUCCUACUCCAAGUACGUAGAGCCGCUGAAAAACGGAGUCCUCCUGAUCAUUUUAAACGUCACUGUAGUUACCAACUCGGGGGAGCAUGACAGGGGGGUGCAGAACGCCCAGCAAAUGCUGCAAGUCUUGGAGGGGAAGAUCCACAAAAUUGUGAAAUCGCUAAAAACCUUGUGCCUUUUCAACGACUCCAAGUUUAUACAACUCUAUGUUAAGCGCAUAUUCACCGCAGAGGAGUGUGCCUAUAUUUUUUUGAUAAUCAAAUUCAUCACCUUCUUUUCGACGAACUCCUUUUCGAGCUACAAAAAAGUGGAGCACGCCCUGCACCUGAGGAACAGCGCGGAUAGCAGCAGCGGCAGCAGCAGUAGUGCCAUCUUGAACGACUUCUACAUCAUCAAGGAGAAGCUCAAGAGCUCCAAGUACACGAAGGAGGAGAUUCUGAGUUGCGCCCUCAGCAACGUGGGCACGAUUAAGCGGCUGUUUGCCAACUUCGAGCGGAAGAUGAGUCGCGCGAGCAGGUAUGGGGGGGCGUCAUCGGACACGCCUUCCGAUACGCCUGUCGACACGCCGUCCGACACGCCUGCCUCUACACCCUCAUGCCACGCCGCCAAUCACGCCGCUCAUCACGCCCCCCCCAAGGGGACGAAAGACAUCGUCGACGAAAUCGAGGACAACCGGCACAAGAACAUCCUGCAGUACUUCCUCCUGUUCGAGAAGCACGCAGUCAAAACGAACUUCUUCCACACGCACAAAAUCAGCUUCGCCGUCUCCUUUGACGGGGCGCUCCUCAAAGACUCCAUAUACGACGCCGAGCCCUACUCAGUCAUCAUGAUUUGCGGCCUCCACUUCGUUGGCUUCCACAUCCGAUUCACCAGGAUCUCCAGAGGAGGAAUCAGAAUCGUCAUUUCGAAUAACAUGAAUUCGUACAUGCAUAAUUACAACAAUUUGUUUGACGAAGCGUAUAACCUCGCCUACACGCAGAACUUCAAAAAUAAAGACAUCCCAGAGGGAGGGAGCAAGGGGAUCCUCCUCCUAGAUGCAGACGUUUGCAAUGAUGCCAAUACGAAGUAUAUAAAAAAUUUGUGCUUCUAUUCGUAUGUCAAUUCUAUACUCGAUUUGUUGACCGAUGGAAGGGGGGACAGCACUCACUCGUUUGGAACGGGGGAGGGGCAGCUGCCCUGCACUUCGCUCCACUCCAGCGUGCAGGAGAAGUACAACGGUGCGGGCGCGUUGGCGGAUUCCCCGGCGGGGAGGCAGCCCUUCUCCUACGCCAACGCCACGGCGGAGGAGGCGGUGCGCCAGAUCAUGUGCGGAAAGCGCGGGGGGGGAGCGGUGGAAAAAAGGGAAGCAAUCAACGUGGGUGAAGCGGGUGAAGCGGGCGAAGUGAACGAAGCGGGCGAAGCGAACGAAGCGGGCGAAGCGAACGACGCGGGCGAAGCGAACGACGCGGACGAAGCAGUCAACGCGAACGACCGCUCUGCCGAGGAAGACCUGAUCUUCCUCGGCCCGGACGAAAACACAGGGUCGGACCAACUCAUGGACUGGGCCUGCAUAAUCGCAAAAAAGAGGGGCUACAAAUUCUGGAAGACCUUCUCCACGGGGAAGCUCAGAAAAAACGGAGGAGUCCCCCAUGACUACUACGGGAUGACGACCCUAGGCAUAGAAACGUACAUAAAGAAGCUCUGUGAGAAAUUGAACCUGAAGGAAGAGACGAUAAGCAGGUCCAUCGUUGGAGGUCCUGAUGGAGACCUCGGAAGCAAUGCCAUUUUGCAAUCCAAGACGAAGAUCACCUCCAUCAUUGACGGCUCGGGGGUUCUCUACGACAAAAACGGGUUGCAUAAGGAGGAACUCAUUCGGCUAGCCAAAAGGAGGAACUGCCCGGGGAAAAAGCUAGCCACGUCCUGCAUCCUCUAUAACGAGGAGUAUCUCUCCAGAGAUGGGUUCAAAAUAUCGAUUGAAGAUCACAACGUAGAUGUGUUAGGGAAAACGAUUAAGAGUGGACUGGAGUACCGAAAUAACUUCUUCCUUAACCCACUGAAUGCAUGCGAUUUGUUUAACCCCUGUGGGGGGAGGCCCCACUCCAUCAACGUGUUUAACGUCAACAGCAUCAUCAUUAAUGAGCGGUGCAUCUACAAGUACAUCGUCGAGGGGGCAAACGUGUUCAUCUCGGACGAUGCCAGGAAAAUUUUGGAGGCGAAAAAUGUGAUUCUCUUUAAGGACGCAUCUACCAACAAGGGCGGAGUGAUAUCGAGCAGCUUGGAGGUCCUGGCGGGGCUGGUCCUCUCCGACCAGCAGUUCCUCCAGAUGAUGUGCGCCCCCGACAGCGACAUCCUGCUGGUGGACGAGAACGAGCUCACCUUCAUGAACCUCAACCAGAAGAACAACCACUCGCUGUCCUUCACGCGGUCGAUGCUCAUGGGGAGGAAGAGGCACGAGCAGGGGGAAGGGGAAGCGGCAGACGCGGCAGACGCGGCAGAGGAAGACGCUGCCAAGCUGGACGACAGCGUCUCGCCCUUCUACAAAGGGUACGUGCGGGAAAUCCAGAAGAAGAUCGUCCGCUACUGCGAGCUGGAGUUUGAGUCCCUCUGGAGCGAGUCCAGGCGAACCAAGACGCCCAUCUCGCAGGCCACCAACAUUCUCUCGAACAAAAUUAGCGAGCUAAAGAAGGACAUCCUCUCCUCGGACACCCUCUGCACGGACCGCAAGCUCAUGAAGAAGGUGUUGCGGGACGUCAUUCCGGCCAUCCUCCUCGAGAAGGUAACCUUCGACCAAAUUUUCGAGCGGGUGCCCUACAUCUACCUGCGCUCCCUCUUCGCCGCCGCCCUCGCCUCGAACUACUACUACUCGCAGCAGUUCCUCAGCGACCUCUCCGUGUUUAACUUCUUCGAGUACAUCCGCCGCCUGCAGAGCGAUGAGUAG
Molecule: messenger RNA, 3735 nt
Organism: Plasmodium vivax (malaria parasite P. vivax)
Lineage: Eukaryota; Apicomplexa; Aconoidasida; Haemosporida; Plasmodiidae
Product: NAD-specific glutamate dehydrogenase, putative
Exons: 1
Coding region: 1-3735 (1244 amino acids)
Cellular component (GO): mitochondrion
Molecular function (GO): L-glutamate dehydrogenase (NAD+) activity
Source: RefSeq, a predicted model, not a curated record